UUGGUAUUCAUCAUGUAAAUUUACGUUUUAAAAGGCAUCAAAUUUCUGAACUUUACUGUAACAUUGAAUUUAAUUAAACUCAUGAUAGAUUUACUGGAGAGCAUCUGUUUAGUUCAGAGCUAAAAUAAACCAUCUGUAUGUGUAGUGCAAUGGGAUUUUUUUUAUUUCAUCAGGAUUUGUAAAUAUCCUUACAAAAAGUUAAUCUUCAAUUCUUACAAAUUACUUUUCAGUUAAACAUUUUAUUGCGUUCAAAAGAAAAAAAAAGUACUAAUAUACAACCAUUACCAUUAAUUUUCUUCUUGAAGUGAUUUUUUAAAAAUACAUUGAUCACAUUAUGGCUUUCAUUAAUGUGCUGAGGAGAAAAAAAAUAUUUGUGUAUACAGUGUUAAUAAUGCUUUGCCUUGGUCUUGGAACAUUCUUCUUUCAACCAUUGGAUCCUACAAGGCUUAAGUACCUACAAUAUCUGGCUUCUGCUAAAGCAUAUAGGGACAAUUUGAGAUUUCAUUUAUUCAAAAACAGAAAUACAUCUGUAGAAGAAUCAUUAAUCGCUGCUCUGUUGCAAUCUGAGGAUGCUGAAAUAGAGGCCUCUGAGAAAGAAGAUGUACCUGAAAUGUUGCUCAUCAAAGAACCUCCAAAAAAUGUUUCAGGUGUGGACAUUGGUAAUUUAGGACAGAAUAAAAGUCAGGUAGUGGAAUCCAGUCCUUAUGAUCCAGACUAUUAUGAAAUGACAUUCCCACAUUGGUAUAACAGCUCUGAAAAAAUUGUGGCAAGUUUUGCCAGAUAUCAUCAUCUUGACAGAAUUCAUUUCUGGGGUGCUGCACACAAUGAUCGCUUCAGACCUCAUGAAAAUGCUCUGUUUGCGAUUCGACGUUAUCAGUCACCAUGGCUUCUACAGUUUCGUCCACCCGUCCCAUUACCUCUUGUUGGUAAUGUAUGUCAAGGGACUCCUCCUUUUUUACUUAUUAUUAUUCCAUCAAUGCCCAGAAAUCGAAUUGGACGAAUGGCCAUUAGGAAAACAUGGGGAAGUGUAGGCCACACAGGUUCAUGGCCAAAUGGAAAAAUCAAUGCCAAAGUUCAGAUUUUGUUUGUCAUGGGACAUGAAGUCACUUCACCGAGAUUUGACCCAAUUAUUAGACAAGAAAUAGAAGAGUUUAAAGACAUUUUGCAAUUCGACAUGACUGAAGAUUACAGAAAACUUACUAUUAAAAUGCUUGGAACUCUUCGAUGGGUGAAUGAUAACUGUAGAGGAUUGGGAUUUUUCUUGAAAGCAGAUGAAGAUACUUUUGUAAAUAUUCCAGUAUUUGUAGAUUUCUUACUGCUUAAUCAAAAUUAUUUAUGGAAAACUGUUCUAGGCACAAUGUAUAAUGCUCCUUAUGUUAGACGAUGGGGAAAGUGGAGCUUGUCAAUUUUAGAGUAUCCUUUUGAACGUUUUCCAUCUUAUGCUUCUGGAAGCUCUUACCUGAUAUCUGGAGGGGCCAUUGAUGACCUGCUGAAAGCCUCAGAGUUUUUUAUUCCUAUUGCCAUUGAAGAUGCAUUUAUUACUGGAAUUUUGCCCAAGUCAUCAGGGAUAAGACGCUAUCAUACCCCAGCGAUGUCUGUGAUGGGGGAAGUGAGUUAUCUAAAGAGUAACCCUUCAAUGUGUGAUUUCUUAAGCUCCCGUCUGGCUAUCACAGAUUGCACCAAUGAAAUUUUUGAUAGAAUAUGGUUAGCACAACAGAUAAACUAUUGUAGACAAAAUGAAAGAUGGGGUCUUGAAGACAUUGCUGAUAAAUGGGCAUUUAAGAGGCCAAGCAAUUAAAAAGCUUACACUAUAUCAUGGUGGUGAAAAAAAAAGUGUCAUUUAAAAAGAAGCAAAGUGAAUGAAUUAAAGUAAAUUGUUAUAUUUUUAUGGAUAUUUUUAAAGUUGAGAAUGGUUGAGAUUUAAUUUUGUUUUCAAAAUCAUUAGACCAUAUAGAAGUGUAUUCUAAUUAUUUAAAGGGAAAAUUAUCAGUGUUUAGAAGUAACAGAAAAAAAGUAGGCCUCCAAGCCAAUAUUGUUAGGAUGUUCAAAUUAAAUAAUAAAAAAAAAUAAUUAUAAUACUGCUAUUGUUUUUCAAAAAGAAUUUUCAUCUCAAGAUGGAAAAGGCUGGCAACAGCAAUUGUUGUUUAAGUUGGCCUGGAAGCCAAUCUUGUCCUGAUGUUCACAUUAAAUUUAUUUAUUUUUGUUAAAUUAAUUAUAUAUUUUUUUAAAUAUAAUUUCUUUUUCAAGAUGUUUAGGGUUGGCAACAGCAAUUGUUGUUUAAGUUGGUCUGAAGCCAAUCUUGUCCUGAUGUUCACAUUAAAUUUAUUAAUUUUUGUUUUAAAUUGAAUUUUCAUAUCAAGAUGUUGAGGUUUGGCAACAACGAUUGUUGGCUCAUAUUUUUCUCAUAACCAACUUACAUAAGUUCAUCUUCUUUUACAUCUACAUCAACUUUUACAUAAAUAAAAAAAUCACUACUUUAUCAGAUUCUCAUUGGUCAGUACAAGCGACUCUUUAUAACAUGUCGAUAGCUUUUUAGCAGUAACUUUUCACAUAAGCUUAUACACAAAUUUAUCAAGAAUAAAUGUUGAAUCCAAUACCUUUGGGAUCAUUCAUGAAUAUAUGUAUAGCUCCUCCUUCAUGAUCGUAGAUGAGCACAUUUCUCAUAUCCUAUGGACUAAAGAUGACUGUAAAGUCCAAUCCUCACUUUAAAAUGCUGGCCGCAUAUAUGGCAUGGGUAGGUUUGGUCAGUUGGAGAUACAUAUAUAAAUAGAAAAAAAAACUAUAUGGAGAGCUAGGCUCCUUGAUUUGGAAACCACUGCGCAGUCCAUCUCAUAUAUUGGUCUAGUCAUCUUUACGCUCCAACAUAAUAAUGAGAACGAGGAAGAAGAAGAAAAACAUGUAUUUGAAUAAAUAGGCGUAUCAUCCUAAAAUAAGAAAAAUUUAAUUAUGCUAGGCAGCGUAAUCCCAAUUUGUAAUUUUAAUAAUUCUGUAGGUUAAGAUUUUUUUCUUGGAUGCUGAAAAUAACUUUUUAAAUAACACUGCAGCAGUCUGUAAUUCUCGAAAAGCACUCCACUACAAGAUAACUGAUGUAGCCUACUCUCCACAAGCACAAGAAUCCAUCAUUUUUCAAAACAAAUGAUACCUACUAACAUUACUAUGUUAAAAAAGUGAUUUUUUCAUAUUAAUAUGACAUACAUUUUGUUUUGAUAUGUUAUGUUUUGAUAUGUUAUGAGUCAAAUUCCAACUACAGCUUAUCUAGUAAAUGCUAAUGCUUGGAAAAAAAAGGGAAAUGAAACGACUGACUGAGAAAAGUAUCUUUUUUUUUUAAAUAUAAAACCAUAAACUCUAAACAGGAAAGCUUGCACAAAACUGCAUAAAAUUACGUGUUAUUGUAGUUCAAGCUUAAAAUACAAACUUAAUAAAGUAAGAAAUGUUAACCACGGUUAGUUUCAAAUUAGCAAUUAUUUAGCAUGUACAAGGCAAAUGAGAGUAUAUAAUUUCAAAUAAGAAACUGUUAUGUUACUCGAAGGACAUUGACUUUGUUACCAAUAUUUCUAAUGAACAGUGGAAGACAGAUUUCUUAUUCUGGAUAACAACUAUUGCAAUGCAAUUUCUACAAGCAAGCUAAAGAAAACAGGUUUUGACAUUUUCCUUUGCUGAAAGAGGAAACUAUUUCUAGUGAAAUGACUAAAAGUACAACACUUAUUAAGAUUCCUUAACUAUGCAAUUUAUAAAAGCAAAUUUUAAGACGUCAUGAGCCAGUUUUCAAUACCUUCAGUUCACCACUUAGUGAAGAAGCUGAUUCUGCUCCAGAGGACAUACCUCCAAACAAAGAGACGUUUCAGUCAGUACUUCCACAGGAGUCUAAUGGGUGCCAGAAGCUGUUCACACUAUUUAUGUACAUAUACAUCUGUUCUUCUAAUCUUACAUGUUGGAGGUUUAACUGAGAUUAACCGCGCAGUGGCUUCCAGAUCAGGCAGUUCUCAGAAUAGCUUUUGUUCUAUAGGAGGGCUUUGUGGCCAGAGUCUUUUUCUUGAUUUAGUAUGCAGCGUUGAAGGACAUGGUCAGCCAUCUCUGGUGUUGCUCCACAAGGGUAGGUUUAGCUCGUUCCAAUAUUUAACUUCCGGAACAUACAUUGUCUCAUUUGUGUGGAAACUAAACAAGCAUAAUCACUGGUCGACGUUGACUGAUUGUAUUUUGACAGUAGUCACAAGCGUAACAGCUAGUAAGCUAGUUCUACAGUUUCGGAACAUUAUGCACGAGUGUAAAAAGUAAAAUACUACACAUUAAGUACAACUGUAUAUUUGUGAUAUAAAAAGGCAACAAAAUUUGUUAAAAAAUCGUAAAAUUGGCUUCAAAAAUUAAUUGCUAACUCGUGUCGUAAUUCCUCAAGUGGUGUGGAAGCAAAAAAGAAACAUGAAUAUAAUACAGUGUACAUUUAAAAGGCAUUUUCACAGUUAGCAAGCGUAUCUUUUUUCUAAGUUGUGUGUGUGUAUAUAUAUAUAUAUGUGCAGCCCGCCAUUCCCAUUUUUUUUUUAAAUGCGGCCCUCGAUACAAAAAGGUUGCCCACCCCUGAUUUAGGACAAUGUAAUAGUUCUGUAAUUUAAUAAAUUGUAAGUGUCCUAGUUGUAAAGCUGUUGCUUUUUUAAUAUAAAUUUUUUGUUGUACCCCCUUACCAGUGUAAGCUUGUUGAAAUGUUCUAAGAUAUAUCAAACUGCAGAAAUGUUUUUAUAUGAACCAAUAAAGAAAUGUACACAUUGUCAUCAUAAACAUU
Messenger RNA from Biomphalaria glabrata, 4774 nucleotides. Its product is annotated as lactosylceramide 1,3-N-acetyl-beta-D-glucosaminyltransferase-like. The coding region runs from base 335 to 1798 and encodes 487 amino acids. The record is from RefSeq and is a predicted model, not a curated record. NCBI's taxonomy places the organism in Eukaryota, Metazoa, Mollusca, Gastropoda, Planorbidae. Gene Ontology annotation, molecular function: hexosyltransferase activity. The transcript has a single exon. Gene Ontology annotation, cellular component: membrane.